Messenger RNA from Penicillium paradoxum, 672 nucleotides. RefSeq names its product O-methyltransferase. Gene Ontology annotation, molecular function: O-methyltransferase activity; S-adenosylmethionine-dependent methyltransferase activity. Bases 1 to 672 code for a protein of 223 amino acids. NCBI's taxonomy places the organism in Eukaryota, Fungi, Ascomycota, Eurotiomycetes, Eurotiales, Aspergillaceae. The transcript has 2 exons. The record is from RefSeq and is a predicted model, not a curated record.
AUGGAAACCAGACGCCACCGAAGCUAUUUUGGGGACAACCCACGCUGGGCAGGAGUAGAUUUCUACAGCAUGUCACACUCGCACCCAGCAUCGCGCCCCAACACAGAAACUCUACAGAAUACCUUAGCAGCAUCCGAUGCCAAUGAGCUACCGAGAUACGCGCUCUCCGCUCCCCAAGCAAAAUUCAUUUCUCUACACUGCCGAACAGCGGGGGUGGUGCACGCGCUCGAGGUCGGCACUCUUGGCGCGUACUCCGCCAUCUGGAUGGCGAGCGAGAAUCCCCAACUCCAUGUGACUACUGUUGAGUAUGAUAAGCAUCACGCUGAGGUGGCUAGAGCAAAUAUCGCCCAGGCUGGGCUGGAGUCUCCUUCGGGGGAAGUCCAAAGAGGCGAGCGUCCCCGGUUUGGAUUUGUGUUUAUUGAUGCAGAUAAGGUAAACAAUUGGGGUUAUUUCCAGCUGGCGAAGGAUAUGGUCCGGCCAACCUCGGUUAUCUGUGUGGAUAAUGUUGUUCGUGAGGGGCUACUGGUAGAUUCAUAUGUGGCGGAUCCAUCGGUCAGAGGCUCGCGAGAGGUUGUUGAGAAGGCGGGCACCGAGCCUGGUGUUGACUCGGUCGUUUUGCAAACUGUUGGUGAAAAAGGGUAUGAUGGUUGGCUGUGGGCUGUGAUCAGUUGA